AGUGAACAACACACCAGAGUUGACAGCUGCUGUUUUUGAACAGCACAGUACAACAAUGCAGCUCAACAGAGCUCUGCUCAUCUUUUACCUGGUAAUUUCAGUGGGUGCACGGAGGGACCACAGAGUGACGUGCUUUCUGGAUGUUUUAACACACAGCACACAUGAGGGUCUGUGCACUCAUAUUGUUGUUCCCUCUUCCUCUACUGAUGACAAGCUCAGUCUUCAAAGCUUGUCGAAGGAUAACUAUGAUACUCUUAGUAAGAUGAAGGAGAGAAAUCCAAAUCUGAAGAUUUUGCUUGGAUUGGAAGUGAAAACAUCAAGGUUGGAGCUGAUGUCUGCUAAUGAGUCCAGCGUUGAGAAUUUCAUAUCCACGGCACUGAGAUACUUGAGGGAGAAUAGUUUAGAUGGCUUGGACUUGACUUGGCUGGACGGCCCCGUUUCUGAGCAAUCUAGCAAAAGCAAAGAGCUGUUCAUGAAUUUUCUCAAGAGUCUAAGAGGAGCGAUUGAAAAAGAGACAAGUGUCUCUGUUAUCCAGUCUCUACUUCUUUCCUUGUCUAUACCAGACCACGCAGACCACAGCAGCAUGGUCAAUUAUGAUGAGCGAACACUUUCACAGUAUGUGGACUUCAUCUCCCUUCUGCCUGCUCAUCUUGAAAAUGAUGGACCAUACAUUAACAAAACAGUCCAACAUUGGCAGGAUCAGCAGGUUGACCUGCAAAAGUUGAAUCUAGCCAUGCCUGCUUUUCUACAAAGAUCACGUAGAAGGCAUUACCACAGGGACCAUCCAAGGAAUGAUGACUUGAAUAUAGAGGAAGAAAAGAAAGAUCACAUCCACGGUGUGGGCUUAUUUCUGGCCAAUCAGGUGUGUCAGGCCAUUAAAAGUGGACAAGAGCAGUUCAUUGCUUUAACAAGUCUCUCAGACGUGCAAUGUCUUGUCAAGGAGUUUCUCGCAAAAGGCUUUGGUGGUGUAGGUGUUGUCUUCGUUGAUAUAGAUGUCUUCUGUAACUCCAUAUGUGCUAAUAGCACUCUGGAUGAAAGGGCGAUUGUUAAAUCUAAGGCGAUUAUGCAUUCACAUCAUGGACACCAAGGUCAUGGUAAUCCACAUCACAUAAGGGAUCAUCACCAUAGCCAUAGGGAUCACCAUUACUCUUCUAAGCUUCCUGUCCAUAAUAAGGGUCACCAUCAUCACAGACAUCAUCAUCGUGGACAUCAUCGACAUGGUCACCAUGGUCAUGGCCACCACGGUCAUCAUCACCAUCACCCACAUCCAACUUCUCCUUAAAGCAUUAUGGCCACUGAGGGAAACCAGGGUUUGGAGUGACCUCAAAACUGCACAAUAAUGUUUUUCUAAUCAUGCAUUUUUAAACGUAAAUCUGUGUUUUAAUCUUGACAAUUUUGUGCUUUGCCUAUUAAAUGCAUUUUUGGUGUAAAAUUAUAUUAGAAUGAGAACAUUUGCAUGGUUUAUGAUUUCAUACAUAAUCAUUGUUAUUGCUAAGAAUAAACUACACAAUGUAAUCAUAUUAUGGACCUUGUGUUGUCAGAAAGCUUGAUAGCAAAUUAAUACAGCAUUAUAAAAUAAAUAUGUAGCCGAAAUGUUGUAAGUGUUUAAACUUUUUAUCUUUGACUGCAGUGUUGAGCAUUUAGUCGAAGCCUGAGACAUGGGACCUACGGUAUGUUUGUAAGUUAAUCAAUACUUUUACAUUUGGAUUAAAAUGAAUUCUCAACACAAAGUUACACACAUUUUUGCUAAUUUCUUCUGUGUUUUUUCUAAUUGACUGUGGACCG
Molecule: messenger RNA, 1785 nt
Organism: Xyrauchen texanus (razorback sucker)
Lineage: Eukaryota; Metazoa; Chordata; Actinopteri; Cypriniformes; Catostomidae
Product: acidic mammalian chitinase-like
Exons: 10
Coding region: 56-1282 (408 amino acids)
Biological process (GO): chitin catabolic process; carbohydrate metabolic process
Cellular component (GO): extracellular region
Molecular function (GO): chitin binding; chitinase activity
Source: RefSeq, a predicted model, not a curated record